Molecule: messenger RNA, 963 nt
Organism: Cornus florida
Lineage: Eukaryota; Viridiplantae; Streptophyta; Magnoliopsida; Cornales; Cornaceae
Product: (+)-cis,trans-nepetalactol synthase NEPS1-like
Exons: 1
Coding region: 64-852 (262 amino acids)
Molecular function (GO): oxidoreductase activity
Source: RefSeq, a predicted model, not a curated record
CAGUGGCCUUUAUAGGUCCGUGCAAAGAGCUGACAUUAUCUAUUAAUUGUUGACUGGAAACUGAUGAAAAUGGCCAUGAAGAAAUUAGAAGGUAAAGUAGCCAUAAUCACCGGUGGCGCGAGCGGCAUCGGCGAGGAAACGGCUCGUGUUUUUGCCGAUCAUGGCGCACGUGCGGUUGUGAUCGCCGACAUCCAAGACGAGCAAGGCCACCGUGUGGCCGAGUCCAUCGGCCCAAACUGCAGCUACGUCCACUGUGACGUCGCCGACGAAGACCAAGUCAAAGACAUGGUGGAGUCGACCGUCCAGAUUCACGGCCAGCUCGACAUCAUGUUCAGCAACGCAGGGAUCGGCAGUGACUCCGAUCAGACCCUUCUCGAUCUCGACUUCUCGGAAUUUGACCGCAUCUUUGCGGUCAACGUGCGCGGCAUGGCCGCAUGCGUGAAGCAGGCUGCGCGUGUAAUGGUGGAGCGGCGCGUGAGGGGCUGCAUCGUGUGCACGGCGAGCGUGUCCGGUAGUAAAGGCGGGAAGAAAUGGACAGACUACUGCAUGUCGAAGCAUGCGGUGAUUGGGCUGGUCCGGUCAGCGAGCCGGCAGCUCGGGGAGCACGGCAUAAGGGUGAACAGUGUGUCUCCGUUCUUCGUGGCGACGCCGAUGAAUUGCAAGAAGCUUGAGAAGGAGGUUGAAGAGGCGGAGAAGAUUUUUGAGCCUUUUAUGAACUUGAAAGGGAUUCUGCUGAAAGUGAAACAUGUUGCUGAUGCUGUGCUGUUCCUUGCUUCCGAUGACUCCGCAUUCAUCUCCGGGCACGACCUGGUCGUCGACGGCGGGUUGUUGUCGGCGGCUUCUUGGUCUUAGAAUCUUGAUGACCACCUUUCAUAUUCAAGUGGGACUUAAGACUAAUAUAAAAUAAUUAAUCUGUUCCUAAAUGUGUUUGGUUAAAUAAAUGAAAUGAGUGACAAUUUUAAA